CUCUCUCUCUCUCUCUCUCUCUCUCUCAGUGUGUGCGUAUAUAAGUGAGAAACGUAAUGGGAGGUUUCCCUUCCCUAAUUCCCGGCGCAAGAAGGAGUGUUCAGCCAAAUUAAUUUAACCCUUUCUCCCAGAUCUACAUCUUGUUGGGUCGAAGGAUCCGCGUGUGUGUGUAUGUAUGUAUGUAUGUGUAUAUAUAUAUAGACGGAGAGAGAGAGAGAGAGAGAGAGAGAGAGAGAGAGAGAACGAGUAUUGAAAUAUUCCAAGAGAGAGAGUGUGACUUGUGAUUGUUAAAACCAAGUUUUACUGCUACUAAUUCGGGCUUUGGGUUGGGUCUCCUUCUCUCUCCACAUUAAUAGUGUACUAGUAGUUAAUUAGGCGUUGAGGCAAUUCUUUUUCUUUUUUUUUUUCGGAUUUUGUUUUGGGUACAGAGACGUAAUUGAGAAUCACUGUUUGGAUCGAACUCUACUACUACUACCUACCGGCGAUCAAGCGUGUUUUUUAUAGAGUGUUAAAUUAAUUACACUAGCGUAUCACAUUAAUUAAUUAGUAGAGAGGGAUAGAUAGAUAUUGUAUUAAACAGAGGAAGAUAUAUAGAUAUAUAUAUAUAUAUAUAUAUAUAAAUAUAUAUAUCGUGGCUGCUGUGAUUGGAUCAACAGUAAACGAAUCCCUCUGUUUCCCUCUCUCUCUCUCUAUCUGAAAUCUGGAAGGUAGAGAGAGAAAGAGAGUGUCAAAGAAGAAGAAAGAGUAGUAGGAGGAGCUGGGAGAGGACAAAAAAAAAACUUCGGUUUUGUGGCGUUAAUGACUCAUGAAAACAACAUCUUAAUGCUACGCUGAAUUCACGGGGCUUCGAUCUUACGCUCUUUCGCCAUCUGCAUUUUUCAGGCUGGAAAAUGUCAAGGCCACUACUUCGAGGUGUAUCCGGCGGUGUCCGGUUCGCAGGGAAGAAUGAUUCCUGGGAUGACUCUCAGAUGAAAGAGAAAACGGAGAAGGAAGAUUUGGAUAAAAUUCGUCCUUCUCCUGAUCAUACACACAUGUCAUUCCGAUUUCCUUUUCGGUUACCUUUUCUGGAUAAUUCACCUUCUAAAAAUAGUUUUAGUGAGAAUAGUUUCACGACCGAUCCCUACGCCACCGGAAGCUUGAGAAGUCGACAUAAGUUAACUUUGUUGUUUCUUAAGUUCAGUUUAGUAAUGAUAGUAAUUCUAGCUCUCACUGGAUCCUUUUUGUGGACAAUUUCAAUUACAAGCUCAUCAAGAGGCCACAUAAUACGUGGGAAUAGGCGUAUUCAAGAGAAACUUGUAUCAGAUUUAUGGGAUAUUGGAGAGCUCUCUCUAGGUGCUUCAAGGUUUAAAGAAUUGGAUUUUUGUCCCGAGGAGUCUGAAAACCAUGUUCCCUGCUUCAAUGUUACAGAGAGUCUUGCUUUGGGUUUUCCUGAAAGUGAAGAGCACGAUCGCCAUUGUUUACAAGGAUCCAGGCAAAAUUGCUUGGUUCUUCCACCUGUCAAUUACAAGAUUCCUCUUAGGUGGCCUACUGGAAAAGAUGUCAUAUGGGUUGCAAAUGUUAAAAUUACUGCACAGGAGGUACUUUCCUCUGGAAGCUUGACCAAGAGGAUGAUGAUGUUGGAAGAAGAGCAGAUUUCCUUCCGUUCUGCAUCGCUUAUGUUUGAUGGUGUUGAGGACUAUUCGCAUCAAAUUGCAGAAAUGAUUGGCCUAAGAAAUGAAUCUAACUUGUUACAAGCUGGCGUUAGAAGCAUCUUGGAUAUAGGAUGUGGGUAUGGUAGCUUUGGAGCACAUCUCUUUUCAAAACAACUUUUAACCAUGUGUAUUGCAAACUAUGAGGCUUCAGGUAGUCAAGUUCAACUGACUCUUGAAAGAGGUCUGCCCGCAAUGAUAGGUUCUUUUACUUCGAAGCAGUUGCCAUAUUCAUCUCUUUCCUUUGAUAUGGUGCAUUGUGCACGAUGCGGCAUUGACUGGGAUCAGAAAGAGGGUAAUCUUUUGAUUGAAGCAGAUCGAGUAUUGAGGCCUGGUGGAUACUUUGUGUGGACUUCACCACUUACCAAUUUGCAGGGUUCCCUUCGCAAGAAAGAGAAUCAGAAAAGAUGGAAUUUUGUGCGCACUUUUGCAGAAAGUCUCUGCUGGGAUAUGUUGCCACAGCAAGAUGAGACUGUCGUGUGGAAGAAGACAAGUAAAAAGGCUUGUUAUGGUUCCAGGAAUUCUGGAUCAAAGCCCUCCCUCUGCAGUAAGGCACAUGAUGUUGAGACUCCGUAUUAUCGACCACUCCAAUCCUGCAUAGGAGGAACUCAAAGUCGUCGAUGGAUUCCUAUUGAAAAAAGGCCGACCUGGCCUUCUAGGUCUAAAUUGAACUCUGAUGAACUUGCAAUCUAUGGUGUGUCUCCUGAAGACUUUGCUGAGGAUACCCAGAACUGGAACUCAGCUGUUCGUAACUAUUGGUCUCUUCUGUCUCCGCUUAUAUUCUCGGAUCAUCCAAAGAGACCAGGUGAUGAGGAUCCUUCUCCGCCUUAUAACAUGCUCAGAAAUGUGCUGGACAUGAAUGCCCGCUUUGGUGGCUUCAAUUCUGCGUUGUUGGAAGCUGGGAAAUCUGUUUGGGUAAUGAAUGUGGUCCCUACAAGUGGGCCCAACUCUCUUCCGUUAAUACUUGACAGGGGCUUCGUUGGAGUAUUACAUGAUUGGUGUGAAGCAUUUCCAACCUACCCUAGAACAUACGAUAUGGUGCAUGCUGAAGGGCUUUUAUCACUUGUAACUGUUCAGCAGCGCCGGUGCACCUUGUUGGAUCUAUUCUCUGAGAUAGAUCGGUUACUUCGUCCAGAGGGUUGGGUGAUAUUCCGCGACUCAGCCUCUCUCAUCGAAAUAGCAAGAGCUCUAGCGACAAGAUUGAAAUGGGAUGCACGAGUCGUAGAAAUCGAGAGCAACAGCAAUGAGAGACUACUCAUAUGCCAGAAACCUUUCUUCAAGAAACAACCGAACUAAAUACGAACAUUCUGUGAGGGAAGCCUCUGAAUAGGUAGAUCAUUAAAUUCAUAUAUUCAUUUUGUGGAUCUAAAUUAAGCGUCAUAAUGUUUGUCCACCAUCGGAGAUGGCGGAAUGAGAAGUUUUGGACAAAAGAGGGAAAAUGAAGAGAGAGCAUAAGGAAACAAGUGGUCACAACUCCUGUGGAGCCGUAAGGCGUUCAUAGGGCCCCUGUAAUUAAACAAUUUGAAAGGUGCAGAGAGGGGGAAAAAAAAGUAUAGGGUUGUAUUUAAUUUACGUUGUUUUAUGUCUUUUUUGAACUAUACACCCACACAAUGAGUUAGAUGUGGUGAAGAUGAUUUUAUACAAUAAGGCUUAUCCCAUUUUAUUUUA
Messenger RNA from Rhododendron vialii, 3356 nucleotides. RefSeq names its product probable pectin methyltransferase QUA2. Bases 891 to 2984 code for a protein of 697 amino acids. The transcript has 9 exons. Gene Ontology annotation, molecular function: methyltransferase activity. The record is from RefSeq and is a predicted model, not a curated record. Gene Ontology annotation, cellular component: cytoplasm. NCBI's taxonomy places the organism in Eukaryota, Viridiplantae, Streptophyta, Magnoliopsida, Ericales, Ericaceae.